CGCGGAAGCGGAAGUAUAGGUGGUCGGCGACCCGGGUUGUUUGCUGCUGUCUCAGGCCAGCCUCCGAGAGUAGUCGGUGCGGCUGGACUGGGCAGAGUGGGGCGGGACACGACGGGAACGGAACGGAGCGUGUCAGCUGCUCACUGGAGCGGCAGCCAUAACAGCUCCCGCCCCUCUGAGCGCCGUCGUUGUCGCGGGCGGAGCGUGAGACCGGCUCCGGGAUGAGCAGGAGGAGUGAAGGUGGCGGUGGCGAUUGUGCCGCAGUUGCGCGCCGGGUGACAGGGGAUAUCUGCAAAAUGAAAGUUCUGGUUGCACUGUGCCUAUUCAUCACCUCAGUGAAGGCAGAUUCUAAAGCAAUCACAACAUCUCUUACUACGAAGUGGUUUUCUACUCCAUUAUUAAUAGAAGCAAGUGAAUUUUUAGCAGAAGACAGUCAAGAGAAAUUUUGGAAUUUUGUAGAAGCCAGUGAAAAUAUUGGAUCAACGGAUCAUGAUGGUACUGAUUAUUCCUAUUAUCAUGAACUAUUGAGGACAGCCUUUCAUUAUCUAUCACCUCUUCAGCAGAACUUGCUGAAAUUUUCUCUGUCUCUUCACUCCUACUCAGCUACAGUUCAAGCCUUCCAACAGAUAGCAGCUGAUGAACCUCCACCAAAAGGUUGUCCCUCAUUCUUUUCAGUUCAUGGAGAGAAAACUUGUGAUUUUGACACACUUGGAGAACUUUUACAGACAGCAUCUAAAAGACCCAAACCAAAUUUAUUCAAAGGGGAUCACAGAUAUCCAUCCUUAAAUCCUGGAAGCCCAGUGGUGAUACUCUACUCAGAGAUUGGCUCUAAAGAAUUUUAUAAUUUCCACCAUCGACUUGUAGAAAAAAGCAGUGCAGGGAAAAUAAAUUAUGUACUCAGACACUAUAUAUCAAAUCCUAGUAAGGAAAGAGUCUACCUUUCCGGGUAUGGUGUGGAAUUGGCCAUCAAGAGCACCGAAUACAAAGCCAAGGAUGAUACUCAGGUGAAAGGAACUGACACAAAUGCUACAGUAAUAGGUGAAAAUGACCCUAUUGAUGAAGUUCAAGGAUUCCUUUUUGGACGACUAAGAGAACUCCAUCCUGAUAAGAAGGAACAGUUAAAGGAACUCCGGAAGCAUCUUGUGGAAAGUACCAAUGAAAUGGCACCUUUGAAAGUGUGGCAAUUGCAGGAUCUAAGUUUCCAGACUGCUGCUCGAGUCCUGGCUGCACCUCCUGAGGUAGCUUUGGUGGUUCUAAAGGAUCUCAGUCAGAAUUUUCCCACCAAAGCUAGAGGAAUAACAAAAACCACAGUUAAUCAAGAACUCAGAACUGAAGUGGAAGAAAACCAAAAGUACUUCAAAGGAACUUUAGGAUUACAGUCUGGAGAGUCUGCCCUGUUCAUCAAUGGAUUACACAUUGAUUUAGACACACAGGAUAUAUUUAGCUUGUUCGACGUGUUGAGAAAUGAGGCUCGUGUUAUGGAAGGACUGCAUAGACUAGGAAUAGAAGAUUUAUCUCUACACAAUAUUUUGAAACUCAACAUUCAACCAUCAGAUGCAGACUAUGCAGUGGACAUCAGAAGCCCUGCUAUUUCAUGGAUCAACAACCUUGAAGUUGAUAGUAGAUAUAGUUCUUGGCCUUCCAGUCUACAGGAACUACUUCGACCUACCUUUCCUGGAGUUAUCAGACAAAUCAGAAAAAACUUCCAUAAUUUUAUUAUCAUAGUUGAUCCAGCUCAGGAAACUGCAGUAGAAUUGAUGAAUGUAGCUGAAAUGUUCCUCAGUAAUCAUAUACCACUAAGAAUUGGUUUCAUCUUGGUGGUUAAUGACUCUGACGAUGUUGAUGGGAUGCAGGAUGCUGGAGUGGCCAUUCUUAGAGCAUAUAAUUAUGUUGCACAAGAUGUGGAUGAUUUUCAUGCCUUCCAGACUUUGAUAUCAAUAUAUAACAAGGUAAAAACUGGAGAAAAGGUUAAAGUCGAACAUGUUGUUGGGGUUCUGCAGAAGAAAUAUCCAUACGUAGAAUUGAAUAGUAUUUUGGGAAUUGAUUCUGCCUAUGAUCAAAAUCGCAAGGAAGGAAGAGCUUAUUAUGAGCAGACGGGGGUGGGUCCUUUGCCAGUUGUACUAUUUAAUGGCAUGCCAUAUGAAAAGGAUCAACUGGAUCCUGAUGAACUGGAAACAGUAACAAUGCAUAAAAUCUUGGAGACUACAAGCAUUUUCCAAAGAGCUGUGUACUUGGGUGAACUGUCUCAUGAUCAAGAUGUGGUUGAAUAUGUCAUGAACCAGCCAAAUGUUGUUCCACGAAUCAACUCUAGAAUUUUGACAGCUGAGCGACAGUAUCUGGACUUAACAGCAACUAAUAACUUUUUUGUGGAUGAUUUUGCUAGAUUUUCUCUUUUGGAUUCACAAGAUAAGACUGCAGCUGUAGCCAACAGUAUGACCUAUUUGACAAAGAAAGGAAUGUCUUCCAAGGAGAUCUAUGAUGAUUCUUUUAUUAGACCAGUAACAUUUUGGAUUGUUGGGGAUUUUGAUAGCCUUUCUGGAAGACAAUUAUUAUAUGAUGCUAUCAAACAUCAGAAAUCCAGUAACAAUGUUAGAAUUAGCAUGAUCAAUAAUCCAAGUGAAGAACCACGCUUUGAGAACACUCGAAUCUCCAGAGCUCUCUGGGCAGCUCUCCAAACACAGACAUCUAACUGUGCCAAGAAUUUCAUCACUAAAAUGGUCAAGGAAGAAACUGCAGAAGCUCUGGCAUCAGGAGUUGACAUUGCAGAAUUUGCUGUUGGAGGUAUGGAUGUCAGCCUUUUUAAAGAUGCUUUUGAUUCUUCCAAAGCAGAUUUUAUUUUGUCCCAUGCUCUGUACUGUACAGAGGUUCUGAAGCUGAAGAGAGGAGAAAGGGCUGUGAUCAGCAAUGGACGGAUUAUUGGGCCACUAAAAGAUGGUGAACUUUUUAAUCAAGAUGAUUUCCACCUACUAGAAAAUAUAAUUCUAAAAACUUCUGGGCAAAAAAUCAAAUCUCAUAUUCAACAGCUCCGGGUAGAAGAAGAUGUUGCGAGUGAUCUGGUAAUGAAAGUGGAUGCUCUCCUCUCUGCCCAGCCUAAGGGAGAGGCAAGAAUUGACUACCAGUUUUUUGAAGACCGACAUAGUGCUGUUAAACUGAAACCAAAUGAAAAAGGGACAUAUUUUGAUAUAGUGGCCAUUGUUGACCCCGUUACCAGAGAUGCUCAAAGACUUGCUCCACUCCUUAUGGUUUUGACCCAACUGAUAAAUAUGAAUCUAAGAGUUUUUAUGAACUGCCAAUCUAAACUUUCCGACAUGCCUUUAAAAAGCUUCUACCGCUAUGUUUUAGAACCAGAGAUUUCUUUUACUGCAGACAAUAGUUUUGCUAAGGGUCCAAUAGCCAAAUUCUUGGAUAUGCCUCAGUCUCCUCUGUUCACGCUGAAUCUAAAUACCCCCGAGAGUUGGAUGGUAGAAUCUGUCAGAACACCUUAUGACCUUGAUAAUAUUUAUUUAGAAGAGGUGGAUAGCAUAGUAGCUGCAGAGUACGAGCUCGAGUAUCUCUUAUUAGAAGGACACUGCUAUGACAUCACAACUGGACAGCCUCCACGGGGGCUCCAGUUUACAUUGGGAACUUCAACAAACCCAGUCAUUGUUGAUACCAUAGUCAUGGCCAAUCUGGGCUACUUUCAAUUAAAAGCCAAUCCAGGUGCUUGGAUUCUCAGACUCAGAAAAGGACGAUCUGAAGAUAUUUACAGAAUCUAUAGCCAUGAUGGCACAGACUCUCCUCCUGAUGCCGAUGAAGUUGUGGUUGUUCUCAACAACUUUAAGAGCAAAAUUAUCAAAGUAAAGGUUCAGAAGAAGGCAGACAUGAUGAAUGAAGAUUUACUAAGUGAUGGAAAUCAUGAGAAUGAGUCUGGAUUUUGGGAGUCCAUUAAAUGGGGCUUUACUGGGGGUCAGAAGACUGAAGAAGUGAAACCAGAUAAAGAUGAUGUAAUUAAUAUUUUCUCUGUAGCAUCUGGCCAUCUGUAUGAAAGAUUUCUCCGCAUAAUGAUGCUCUCAGUUCUGAAAAAUACUAAGACACCUGUGAAAUUCUGGUUCUUGAAGAAUUACUUGUCACCUACAUUCAAGGAAUUUAUCCCAUACAUGGCAAAAGAAUACAAUUUCCAAUAUGAGCUUGUUCAAUAUAAAUGGCCUCGGUGGCUUCAUCAGCAAACAGAAAAACAGCGCAUCAUUUGGGGCUACAAGAUUCUCUUUCUGGAUGUACUUUUCCCACUAGUUGUUGACAAAUUCCUGUUUGUGGAUGCUGAUCAGAUCGUUCGGACAGAUCUGAAGGAAUUGAGAGAUUUCAAUUUGGAUGGUGCUCCUUAUGGUUACACUCCAUUUUGUGAUAGCCGCAAAGAAAUGAAUGGGUAUAGGUUCUGGAAGUCAGGCUACUGGGCCAGUCAUUUAUCUGGACGAAAAUACCAUAUCAGUGCCCUCUAUGUGGUGGACCUGAAGAAGUUUAGAAAGAUUGCUGCUGGAGACAGACUCAGGGGGCAGUACCAAGGUCUGAGUCAGGAUCCCAACAGCCUUUCAAAUCUUGAUCAGGAUUUACCCAAUAACAUGAUACACCAGGUGCCAAUCAAGUCACUCCCUCAAGAAUGGCUCUGGUGUGAAACAUGGUGUGAUGAUGCCUCCAAGAAAAAAGCAAAAACAAUUGAUUUGUGUAAUAAUCCAAUGACCAAAGAGCCAAAGCUGCAGGCUGCAGUCCGAAUUGUCCCAGAAUGGCAGGACUAUGAUCUCGAAAUCAAACAAUUACAGAGUCGUUUCCAGAAAGAGAAGGAAAUGGGAAUUAGGCAUCCAGAGAAUGAGACAAAAGAACCAAGCAUAGAAGAGCUUCCAGCACAUGUAGAAUUAUGAUCCCCAAAGGAAGAAAUGAAGUGAUAUUGUUUGAAAGACAAUUUUUAUAUUAAAUGCUAGUUGUUUUUUUUUCUGGUAUGUCUACACAACUGCUGAUAAAUUGGAUAAGAGGAUGUUUCCAAGCCUUUUAAAUCCUGGAAUUUUGGGUUGCUAUAUCCAAAUGAAUUAUUCAACUCCAGAUCAUUGGGACUAAGAUUGUACUGGAUUUGUACUGAUGCAGAAGAUGAAUAGCUGAUUGUAGUCUAUAGAGUUUUGGAGAAUGAAACUGCCGAGGGGGGUUUUCCAGAAGCAGUUCCGUAAUCACAGAAGAAUACAGCAGCAGACGAACAGAACACUUGUUCUUUGGGACCCACAUCACCUCAGUCAAGAGCACACCCAUGAUAUUUAGUCACGGGCAGCAGGACGCCCAAAGUACACGAGUUCUUACCUCAGUUUUUGUUUGUUGCUGGAGCUAAGCUUUACAAGCUGUACUUUAUAGAGUAGAACUGCCCUGAACGGAUUCUAUUUUGUAAAAGUGGCGGUGAUGUUCACAAGAUCUGUUGGUUUGAGGUUUACACAAAUCUAUUCCCUGUUCCUCAAUAGCAGAUUCAUUGUGUAAUGGAUACCAACUCCUAGAUCAUCUGUUUUGUUUCCUCAGGACUGGCUCAAUACAAAGGCUAAAUUCAAUUGGAAGCUACCCAGAGUUUUUUGGGGGUGGUUUGGGGUGGGGGGUUGGAGUGGCAGGGAACAUACACACUUACAAAUUGGUCACUCUCUCUUAUGACCCAAUAGUACCACAGUGUCUUUUUAAAAAUAAAAAUUUUGUUGUCCCAUCCCCCAACCCUGUAAACCUUUUGGUUCAUUGUUUCCUAAAUUUAAUUUUUAUAGCCUUUGGUUUAAUUUUAUGGGAUGGGGGGGAGGGGAACUAAAUUUUCAUAGCUGAUAUGUUUACCAAAAACCAAGGUCCAUAAAAUCACCUUGAUCAUAUACCCAGAUUAUUACAAUGAAUGGUAGGACUGAGAGAGAACUCUUUCUGGGCAGCUUAUCCACUGUACAUUUUAUUUAAAUAGACUGGGUGAUAUCCAUAUUUUUCUCAAAGAUUCAUUUCAUAAUCUCAGUAACCAUUAGCUGUUACCCAAGAGCUUCAUUAUGGUUGUCAUCCCUUCACACAAUACCUUGUGAUCCCUUCUGUUUAUUAUUUUACUUUGUUUCUAUAUUUUGCAAAUGUUACUUGUGAAAGGACAAAGACUUAGAAUCCACUUAGCUACAUUAUGAGGUGAAGGAAUCCUAAACAUGGCCAGUCCAGCAAAUGCCUUUUGUCUUACUUUUGAGACAGCCCUGAAUCACCCUGGUGGUUUUUUCCACACAGCUGGGUCUCAUGAGACUGACCCCAGGCCUAUGGACAAACACAUCAUGUGUGUGACAUGAUGCCAUAUACUGUGGGGCACCUUCCAAGGCAGGGUUUAAACUUCUUGACUCUCUAUGUAAAUCUCAUGUGUCUACAUGUGAACAUGACAGGGUUGUGCAGAUUGCUUAUUCCAAGAGAGGGAAGGACUCUAUCAAACCUGCCUUUAAAAGCACAGCAAAUUCUUACAUUUUCAUAUUUUGCCUGCUUAAAAAAAAGUUUUAAAAGUUUUUAAUUUUUCUAAAAUGAAAAACCUGUCAUCUUAAAUCUGAUGCUCUUUCAGUCAUGCAUUUAUUUGAAAUCUUUCUUAAAAAGCAAAAUUCCUUCAAGCAUAUCUUUUAUAGAAAAUUUGGGAAAUUGAUAAAAUAGCUCAUCUCAUCUAUCUUGCAUAUAAAUGAAAAUAAAAUAAAGUUAGCAGUUACCAUAAUCUUAAAAGAAACCAAACCUCAUACCUUUGGCCUUAGAAUUGAUAGUAAGUAUCUGUUCCAAGGCAGAAGAAUGGUAAGGGCUGGGAAUUUGGGGUUAAGUGACUUACUGGUUCAUGGAGCUAGGAAGUACCUGAGGUCAAAUUUGAACCCAGGAUCUUCUGUCUCCAGGCCUGGCUGUCUAUUCACUGAGCCACUUAUCUGCUUCCAAUCACUUUUCAAAGUAACAUUUUGGGGUGAGUGACUUGUUGUGAUAGAUAUCUUGUUUUAUUUGUAUCAUUCCCUCCUUUUACCCCUCAAAAUGUAAAGUAGCAGGAGAGAAUUUGAUAGGUUUUUCUCUGUAAGCCCUCUGUCAUUCCUUCCCCCAGAUCGUCUGAAGUCUAAGUUGGAAUGGUUGAAGGAUUAUGAACAGUGAUGAUUAAGUACUCUUACUUUGAAUGAACAAGAUUGCCUAAACCUCUUUGGUUAAGUUUUAUUGAGCCAUCAGAGGUUACCUACUCUAUAGAGGGAAAAAUUCAUGUCCAAAAAUAUAUAUUCUGUGUCUUCUCAAAAAUUUGGUGUGGCAGUAGGAAGUGGUCAAGUAAACAUGGUAUUACUUUUUAAAAUGUAAGAGGUGUUGAUUUUUUGAGAGGCUCUAUUAUAUGAAGGUGACAGGUUUCAUCUUUCUCAGUGUCUUCCAGCCAAGUUUUCUGUUGACUUAACUGCUUCCCAUAAGGAGACUGAAGUACAAAUCUUCAUUCAGAGCAGUUGCUCUUAUAUCAUCCUUAUCACCUCUGUAGAUACUCCAUCUUGUUAUAAGAAAGGUGGUUGAAUAGUUUACAAGAAGGUGCCUUGGAAAUAGUUUUGUUCUUCCCAACCAAUCAUUCUUUUGUUGGUUAGCACAGCUUAAAUAUUUUUUCAAUUAAUACUCAAUGCCUCAGAAAAUGUAACUGUUACUUGAACAAGGAGGCAAAGUUAUCUUUGACUUUGCCACCAAAAAAAAAAGGGGGGUAUGACAGAAUGGUUAGGAAAUAGAUCAAUUUAGAAAUUGAGAUUGUUGCACUGAAUCUCACUCAAGUUAGGGAAAAUCCUGUUCAGUGUGGUUUUUUUUUUCUGACUAGGUGAUAGAAACAUUCAGUGGCUGCUUUUGGAAAAACGAAAAGCCAGCAUUUAGGUGGAAUUGUUUUACUAUUUUUUUUUUGAAUUGUUACACCACAUGCAGUGGAAAAUUUUCUUUCCUAAAUAGUACUGGGGAGAAAUGAUAUGAGCUAAUAACUAUCUUAUGUUCUGUGAACAGUGGUAUUUAUUUGACUGGGAUCUGAAAACUGCAUAUAGCUUGCAUGUGGUAUAACUGUGGAGCAUAUCAUAUUAGUGUAUACUAUAGACUUUGGGCCACCACUUUUCCCUUCCAUCAAGAGUAAAUGAGUUGGUUAUCCACAGAAAUGGUAAAGUUUUGAAAUGUGAUAUAAUAAUACAUUUUAAAUCAAAUCAGCGAAGGUCAAAUACUUUAUGCAAGGCUCUGUUUAUCUGAUGUACAAUCUCAUCCCAUGGGAAUGCAAAAAUAUAUAUUAAAUAUUGCUGCCUUUUCUUAGCCACUGGACUAGAUUACCCUGCAUCAACAUGCAAAGGAAAUAGCCCUAGUUUGAGAGACAACAUGGUGUAGUGAAAAGAGCACUGGAUUUGGAAUCAGAAGACCUGAGUUCAGAUUCCCCCUCUGCUACUUUUACUACCUUGGUGACUUUGGGUAAGUCACUUAUCCCCUUGGUACUUGUUUCCUCAUCAGUAGUUGGACUAGACAACUUUGGUAUGUAGAGGGGCCAAUGAGAAUCAACUAACAGACCUUAACUGGGGAGAGGGCAAUAAUCGGGGACAUCUUUUUUUUCAUAAACCUUAAAAGUGCUAUUUAAAUAAACUUUCAUUAGUGUUAUGAAUGUUCAAAUGUAGUUCUCUGAGGAAGAGAUCUCAAACCUCAUGAUUUAAACUUUGAUGACAAUUUUGUUUAAGGGUGGUCCUUGGCAUACUCUAAACGAUGCUGCUGGUUAUAACAAUGUGUAUUAGAUACCAGUGAUACACAGGUUGUUUACUGCUCUAUCUCUAUACUUUAACAAAGCUUUUUCACCCCCAUCCAAAUAAGUCUGAAUGAGAUUUUUCAGAUUGUGUUAAGCUUGAAGUAUUAGGAACAUUUGGUGUAUUUUUUUAAUGAUUUAUUAGCAAUGUACUUUUCAGUUGGUGAAGUAUAAAACGACUGCAAAAACUAUUUGGUAAGAGGGUUUUCUUUUGGUAGAAGAAUGAAUGGUUAGGAUUUUUUUGUUGUUACUCCAGGACAGAACCACACUUAAAUAAAUAGCAUUGUCAUUUGGGUGACUUGUUUUUUAAAAACCUAACUUUCAUGGGACUACUUUAUAGGAAGUCUGGAGUAACAGUUAAUAAACUAUUUGAUAGGAAAAGGUGUCCCAAAUGACCAAAAGUAGCUGAUGAUUUCUUUAGUCUGAUCAGGGUGAUAUUUUAAAUUUCUGUCUGUGCUUCCUAAUCUGACAUGGGGGGGGGGGGGGAGGGGAGAAAUUCUUCCACAGAAUAUUUGUAAUGCCAGUAUCUGGUAUGCUUUGAAGCAAAUAGACCAUAGUCUGUCAAAUAUCAUUUGGAUUUCAAAACACUGUGCAUCUCUGGGACUGAGAAUUUGCUUGGAUUUCCUUUCUGUAACUGGUUCUUUGAAUUCUGUAGCUGUUAUAUAAGUAUCACAGAUUUGGAAAAAAAGUUUAGGAUUAUACUACAUGGUGAUAAUGUUUGUGAUUUCCAUAAAACUAUAGGAAACAGUCUCUCAGGAUUUCAUCGUGUUUUUCUAUUUGGAUUGUGCCUUUUAAUGGAAAAUCCCCUAGGAAACCCAGUCCCCUGUCUACCCCAAAUAUUUUUCACUGUUUAAACUACCUAUUAUCAAUAAUGAUUUUGCAGACAAGAAUCUCUGAAGGCCAUCCAACUGUAUCCCAGCUAGAGCUAGAAUAUUUGACCAGUAUUUUAUAGUAAAAGCUGGUUGCUUCUUACUGCUAUGUUGUGUUAUCACUUGGCUUUUUUAAAGUGUUGAUUUGAUUAACUCUAUAACCAACAGCAUAGAGAAUAAGGGUGGGAACAAAUUGAUUUGUAACAUGAAAUUCACACUCCUGUUCUACCUGUCAUAAAUAAUAACGCUGGCAUUGCUACUUUAAAACAUUCCAGAUGGCUUUUUAACAUUCACUAAUUGGAAACCCAAGUUUAAUUUAUGCUUUGCCUUGCUUCUCACCAUCUGAGUUUCCUGAGAUAAGGGUAUGGAUGAUUCCCUCUAAAAAGGAAAAUUAGGCACAAAGUAAAAAAAAAACAUUCACUUCAGAUUGACAAUUGAGAAGUCUUUGGAGGAAGUAAAAGAUAUUCAAGAAGAUUUACUUUUCGCUACUGGAAUCUGUGGUAAAGAAGGGGCAAACAUGUACAAAGGGGAAAAGAGUGUUAGAAUUUUAAAGAAACUAUGUACUUUUUUAAUCUUUAUAAAUAUUCUAUUUUACUGUAAUUCUGUUAAUGCAAUGCGGAGUUCCGGUGCUGACACUUGCUUGGGAGCUAGCAUUGGGAUUUUAAUUGUCUGCAGAGCUCUGCAGCCAGAAGUGAAUUGAAAAUGAAUUUCCUCAUACUGUAAUGCAAAUGAGGCCCACUCAACACAAUAAAGUGUUUCCUCCCUUCUUUAAAA
This is a messenger RNA of Monodelphis domestica (gray short-tailed opossum), 10389 nucleotides long. It is a transcript of the gene UGGT1, whose product is annotated as UDP-glucose glycoprotein glucosyltransferase 1. Gene Ontology annotation, molecular function: UDP-glucose:glycoprotein glucosyltransferase activity. Gene Ontology annotation, cellular component: endoplasmic reticulum. Gene Ontology annotation, biological process: ERAD pathway. NCBI's taxonomy places the organism in Eukaryota, Metazoa, Chordata, Mammalia, Didelphimorphia, Didelphidae. The record is from RefSeq and is a predicted model, not a curated record.